UUCACACGCCACCUUUCGCACCCGUGGAUCGUCGUGUGUCGCUUUCCUGAUGGCUGACGCCAAGUUGAAGAACGCGAAGGCUAUUUUCAUACUAGGCGGGCCAGGUAGUGGCAAAGGAACACAGUGCGAACGACUGGUGGAGAAAUGCAAAUACAACCAUUUGUCCAGUGGUGAUCUUUUGAGGGCUGAAUGCGAAUCUGGAUCUCCUCGUGGUCAAGAGCUCAAAGCCAUGAUGGCACGAGGAGAAUUGGUUCCCUUGGAUGUCGUUUUGUCACUCUUGAAAGAAGCUAUGCUCAAGCAUGUAGACAAGAAUUGUUUUUUCCUCAUUGACGGUUAUCCACGUGAAUUGGAACAGGGAAUACGAUUUGAAAAAGAAGUCUGUCCAUGCCUUUGUGUCGUCUCAUUUGACGUGAGUGAACAAGUUAUGGUUGAAAGGUUGAAGAAACGAGGCGAAACCAGUGGUCGGGUGGAUGACAACGAAGAAACAAUCAUUAAGCGCCUGAAGACCUUCAACGACAGUACUAAGCCUGUGAUUGACUAUUACGAGAAGCAGAACAAAUUAAUCCGGAUUGAUGCAUCCGGGACAAUCGAUCAAAUCUUCGACAAUGUUUACAAACAGUUGCAAGAACGAGUAAAACACGCCUGAACAACACAGUACAGCUUGUUUUAUCUGUCCGUGAUCUGUGCGGUCGCACACUGCCUUGUCUUCGUAGCAUUCGGUUAAAUCCCGCCCUCCAGAUGUCCUGAACACAUUCUCUGGCAGUCGGUGUUACUCUUACCUUCCUCUGGUAUUUACUGAUGUACCGCGCUGCACGGAUCGUUAAUCGGAUGCCAGCAUAGCAUUAGUUCAUUUUUCAUGUUUGUUUGUUUGUUCGUUCUUUCGUUUCUUACACGUCCUAUUUUUCUGUCCCCUAACUUAGAGUGAGAUUUUUCGAGAUCACAUUAAAUACCAAAGUUCUUUUGCA
Molecule: messenger RNA, 965 nt
Organism: Opisthorchis viverrini
Lineage: Eukaryota; Metazoa; Platyhelminthes; Trematoda; Opisthorchiida; Opisthorchiidae
Exons: 5
Coding region: 50-646 (198 amino acids)
Biological process (GO): nucleoside triphosphate biosynthetic process
Cellular component (GO): cytosol; cytoplasm
Molecular function (GO): ATP binding; AMP kinase activity
Source: RefSeq, a predicted model, not a curated record